This is a messenger RNA of Periophthalmus magnuspinnatus, 2696 nucleotides long. RefSeq names its product signal transducer and activator of transcription 4 (gene stat4). The transcript has 23 exons. Gene Ontology annotation, biological process: cytokine-mediated signaling pathway; response to peptide hormone; regulation of cell population proliferation. Lineage: Eukaryota; Metazoa; Chordata; Actinopteri; Gobiiformes; Gobiidae. Bases 179 to 2407 code for a protein of 742 amino acids. Gene Ontology annotation, molecular function: DNA-binding transcription factor activity, RNA polymerase II-specific; RNA polymerase II cis-regulatory region sequence-specific DNA binding. The record is from RefSeq and is a predicted model, not a curated record.
GACUGACGCUCGCGCUGAAAACGAAAGCGCAGACUGCACAUGGUUCCGUUGGAGACGAGUGCGCAGCGGCGAAGCGACAGGUGAACGACCAAAUUCGAACCCUGCUGCUUAAUUAACAGCAUUUAAUUGAUCCCAUCGUGUAGUUUUGAUAGUAAAAAGCGUCGUGUUUCGUCGUAGCAUGAGCCAGUGGAAGCGGAUACAGCAGCUGGAGAUACGCCACUUGGAGCAUGUGGAUUAUUUAUAUGAUGACAACUUUCCCAUGGACAUCAGACAGGGACUGGCCUCCUGGAUCGAGGCUCAAGACUGGGAGCUUGCCUCUAACGAUGAGUCCGUUGCCAUGGUGAUGUUCAGUAACCUUUUGACCCAAAUGGAGAAGGUCCGAUCCCAGGAACAAAACUUUCUCCAGAGACACAACCUGAAGAUAAUACACCAACAGCUACAGGUGAAAUAUUCAUCUAACCCCGCCCUCAUGGCCCGUGUCAUCUGCAGCUGUCUGAAGGAGGAGCGGAGGAUCCUGGAGAGCGCCUGCAUGCAAGAACAGGGUCCACUGGAAAAAUCACUGCAGAAUUCUGUGGCGUUGGAGAGACAGAAAAACAUAGACAACCGGGUGGGGCUGAUCCGGGGCAGUGUGCAGCUCAUGGACCAAGCGGUGAAGUUUAUCGAGGACAUGCAGGACGACUUUGACUUCCGUUACAAGACUCUUCAGUCUCGAGAUCAGGCGGAGAGGAACUCUGAACAUAUGAAGCAGGAAGUAACACGACUGCAGGAAAUGCUAAACCGACUCGACUUCAAGAGGAAGGAGGUCCUGUCUAAGAUGGACAUCGUGGUGAAGGAGAUCGAUGAUGUGAUGAACUCUCAGCUGUACCCGGAGCUUCAGGACUGGAAGCGCAGGCAGCAGAUCACCGCCAUCGGAGGACCUCAGCUCACUGGCCUCGAACAACUACAGAACUGGUUCACGCUGACAGUGCAGAGCCUGUUCCAGAUCAAACGGCAGCUGGAUAAACUCGGGGAACUGGUUUUAAAAGUGACGUACGAGAGCGACCCCAUCCCGCUGCAAAAACCCCAAAUGGAGGACAAACUCAAGUACCUCAUUUACCACCUCAUCAAAAGUUCGUUCGUGGUGGAGAAGCAGCCGUGUAUGCCCACACAUCCACAGAAACCUCUCAUCAUCAAGACAGGAGUCCAGUUCACCACCAAAGUCAGGUUGCUGGUUAAACUCCCUGAGGUGGAUUAUCAGCUCAAAGUUAAAACAACAUUUGACAAGGAUCUUCCACCUGGUAGAGUUCGUCAGUUUUUUAUUCUUACAAACAACACUAAAGUCAUGGACAUUGAAGACUACUCCAACGGCUGCCUCUCAGUGGAGUUCAGACACCUGCAACUAAAGGAAAAGAAAUACAUCAAUGGGACAAAGGGAAAUGAGGGUCUGUUGUCUGUGACUGAGGAGCUUCACUCUCUCAGUUUUGAGGCUUGUUUCACUGUGCAGGGCCUCACCAUCGACCUGGAGAUCUGUUCACUGCCGCUGGUCGUCAUCUCUAACGUGAGCCAGUUGCCCGGAGGCUGGGCUUCUGUCAUGUGGUACAAUCUUCUGACCGAUGAGCCAAAGAAUCUGACUUUCUUCACUAACCCUCCUCGGGCGAACUGGACUCAGCUGUCGGAGGUUCUGAGUUGGCAGUUUUCAGCUCAAGCCGGACGAGGUUUGGACAAAGAGCAGCUCACGAUGCUCGGCGAGAAGCUGCUGGGUCAUCACGUCUCCUGCAGUGACUAUCAGGUGUCCUGGUCCAGGUUCUCAAAGGAGAACAUUCCAGGGAAGUCGUUUAGUUUCUGGAUGUGGCUGGACUCGAUUCUGGAGUUGAUCAAGAAACAUUUACUGCCAGUUUGGAGCGAAAAUUAUAUAAUGGGAUUUGUGAGUAAAGAGACAGAGCGCAUUCUCCUGAAGGACAAAGAGCCCGGGACGUUCCUCCUGCGUUUCAGUGAGAGUCACCUCGGAGGGAUCACCUUCACCUGGGUCGACCGCGAGGACAACGGAGAGGUCAAAUUCAACUCUGUGGAGCCUUACACCAAAAACAGACUGAGCGCUUUGCCUUUUGCCGACAUCAUUCGCGAUUAUAAAGUCAUUUCUGAAGGAGUGGUCAAAGAAAACCCUCUCAAGUUCCUCUAUCCAAACAUCCCCAAAGACGAAGCGUUCGGACGACUCUACAACAGCCCGCCGAGCAAAGCUUAUCCAUACAUCCCGUCCACACUCAUCCCCAUAUCUGAAAUGCGAAGCAGCAGCAGCAGCUCCAGUGUGAUCAGCACCCCGCCCCCCUCUCAGUCCCCUGAACCCCCCAUGACCCCGGGAGAGUUCAACAUGCUCAACGAACACUUGUGCUUCGACAUCGACUCGAUGACCUCCCCAUAUUCUGAGUGAAAACUGAUGUCUUAUUUCUGGAUGAACUUUCGUCUCUUAAAAUGAAAAUGCUGUGAAGUGAGCGCAGCCUGGGUGGACGUUCAGCCACAAGAGUAACGACGUGUUAUAUUUACAGUCUUUGGAUUUCUGUGUGAUGCUAAUGUGUUUUGGGGUUAUUGUUUUUACUCGUUUCUUCUAUUUUUACUCUGAGUUUGUGUUUUUUUGUAUUGUUUUGCGUUUUCACUGUUUCAUUUUAUUUUUAUAUUGCUCGGCCCUGGUCAUGAUCUGAUGUAUUUAUUUUCACCUGAUG